AUGCAGUUUGGAUCUUCAGUUUUCGUCAUGAUGGUGGUCACGCUCACACACGCCAUUCCAGCGUUGAUCAUUUACUAUCCAGUCUUCCUUCUCGCAGCAGCCUUCAUAAUCAAGUUUCGUUCUUGGCUAGAGUUGCUGGGCCUCAAUCCCGAUGGCCGAGCUGGGCGGGGCCUGGUGAUGGCAAGCAAUUCUUUCGUGGCCGUUGUGUCAAUUCAGACAAUGAUCGCUUCCAUCAUCCGGGUGUACUUUGGGGAUGCUUGGAGCCAGGGAUAUUUGGCUCCGUUGAAGGAUGACGUUGCAUCAAGGAGCUCCAAAACGUUCUACGAGUGUCAUCUGCGAGCCGGCAUGG
Symbiodinium necroappetens is the source of this 349-nucleotide messenger RNA. Lineage: Eukaryota; Dinophyceae; Suessiales; Symbiodiniaceae. The record is from the annotation of a GenBank genome assembly.